Messenger RNA from Vicugna pacos (alpaca), 2013 nucleotides. RefSeq names its product tripartite motif containing 54 (gene TRIM54). Gene Ontology annotation, biological process: regulation of microtubule cytoskeleton organization. Gene Ontology annotation, cellular component: cytoplasm. Gene Ontology annotation, molecular function: zinc ion binding. NCBI's taxonomy places the organism in Eukaryota, Metazoa, Chordata, Mammalia, Artiodactyla, Camelidae. The record is from RefSeq and is a predicted model, not a curated record.
UGGGGAGUGCGAGACAAACAGUGCUGCCCAGAGAGUGACCAAGAGACGUUUGGGAAACAGAAGGAGAAACUUCCAGGGACCGAGCUAUUCAGGGAGGGAAGGAUAGGAGAAGCUCCAUGUGCCUGGCCAGGGUGCAGGACAAAGAGUAACGAGAGACAGAGAAGUGUCUGAAAACAGCCAUCUAAGGACGAGGCGAACUGUUAGAGGAAGGGACAGGAGAAAUAGCAGAGCUAUUUCAGGAGUGAGCAACAGAAGCGAACACAAGAACCCUCAGACUGUCCGAAGUAAACGAGGAAGGGUCCAGGGGCAGUGAGAGAAGGCCAGGACCAGGGCCAAGGCCAGGGUAGGCACAAUCGCUGAGGGGAUGAACUUCACAGUGGGUUUCAAGCCGCUGCUAGGGGAUGCACACAGCAUGGACAGCCUGGAGAAGCAGCUCAUCUGCCCCAUCUGCCUGGAGAUGUUCUCCAAACCGGUGGUGAUCCUACCCUGCCAGCACAACCUGUGCCGCAAGUGUGCCAAUGACGUCUUCCAGGCCUCAAACCCCCUGUGGCAAUCCCGGGGCUCCACCACCGUGUCUUCAGGAGGUCGUUUCCGCUGCCCAUCUUGCAGGCAUGAGGUCGUCCUGGACCGACACGGCGUCUACGGCCUGCAGCGAAACCUGCUAGUGGAAAACAUUAUCGACAUUUACAAGCAGGAGUCCUCCCGGCCACUGCACUCCAAGGCUGAGCAGCACCUCAUGUGCGAGGAGCAUGAAGACGAGAAGAUCAAUAUCUACUGCCUGAACUGUGAAGUCCCCACCUGCUCCCUCUGCAAGGUCUUUGGUGCCCACAAGGACUGUGAGGUGGCCCCACUGCCCACCAUUUACAAACGCCAGAAGAGUGAGCUCAGUGAUGGCAUCGCAAUGCUGGUGGCAGGCAAUGACCGUGUGCAAGCAGUGAUCACACAGAUGGAGGAGGUGUGCCAGACCAUUGAGGACAACAGCCGGAGGCAGAAGCAGUUGCUAAACCAGAGGUUUGAGGCCCUGUGUGCGGUGCUGGAGGAGCGUAAGGGUGAGCUACUGCAGGCGCUGGCCCGGGAGCAGGAGGAGAAGCUGCAGCGCGUCAGGGGCCUCAUCCGCCAGUACGGAGACCACCUGGAGGCCUCCUCUAAGCUGGUGGAGUCCGCCAUCCAGUCCAUGGAGGAGCCGCAGAUGGCGCUCUACCUACAGCAGGCCAAGGAGCUGAUCAAUAAGGUCGGGGCAAUGUCGAAGGUGGAGUUGGCUGGACGGCCAGAGCCGGGCUAUGAAAGCAUGGAGCAAUUCACCGUGAGCGUGGAGCACUUGGCCGAAAUGCUGAGGACCAUCGACUUCCAGCCGGGCGCUUCUAGGGAGGAAGAGGAGGAGGAGGUAGCGCCGGACGGGGAAGAAGGCAGCCCAGGACCAGAGGAAGAGCGGCCAGGUGGGCCGGAGGGCACAGGCCUGCACUGACCCGCCCUUGUUGGGGAGCCCGGCACCCGGGCCGGGCGCUCUGGUCGUGAAAGAUCUUAAGCAGAGACCACCGUGCCACACAGCUCGACGCCGCGCCUUGGGGGAGGGGCUCAAUAAAGGGCUAAUGCGUCCCAAUCCGCAGCUCCUUUCACUGCUCGCUGUCAGCCUUCGCUUCGCAGACGAUCGCAUCACCAUCCCGCCCUCUCCAAAUCUGGGACCAUUUUGGGGGCGGAAGUGGAAUGAACCCCUGUUGGGCACCUCUGUCAUAUUGGGCACGGAUUCCCCAGCCCAGUGCCAAGGGAUGAGGGUCGGGGGGUCGUGCAGCGCCACCGGGGCUUGAGUUCCUGGGAGACACGGGGAUGACGGAGACCCUAGGACCCUAGCAGAAAGCCUUUUUUGCGGAGCCUUCUGGCAGCAUCUGGUUCCCUCCCGCUGGCCUGGGAGGCCCCACUUCCCCACGGGUUCCCACCCUGCUGUGGUUCCCCUCUUCCCCGCAACAGAGGCCAACGGCUCUUCAGCACUUUUAUUAAAAACUAGUAAUACGGAGA